Molecule: messenger RNA, 1230 nt
Organism: Nelumbo nucifera (sacred lotus)
Lineage: Eukaryota; Viridiplantae; Streptophyta; Magnoliopsida; Proteales; Nelumbonaceae
Source: RefSeq, a predicted model, not a curated record
AUGGCAAUUAGAAUUCCAGUUUCCUCGUAUCCCCACAAUAUCAUCAACACCAACAUCCGUAGUCGUAGCAGUAGCUGCUCCUCCGAUGUCAAAUCGUCUGCAAGUAGUAUUCGUAGUAAAGCGAUUACGUCCAGCCUAAAGCAGCAAAGGAAACUAAAGGAGAAAAACUUCGAUCUCGAUCUACUCCCUCACCUCUCUCCACUGCAACUGACGGAGGAGAUCGCUUCUUCCUUCGAUCUCGACGUGGUAGUUCACGAGCUCGAACGUCUCUUCAACCAGCCCGGAGCCUACCCUCCCCAUCCUUACCUCCCUGGUCCCUCCAGCCCCUCCACCUCUCCCGGCUUCUCCGGCCAUCCCGUCCGCGUCGCUUAUCAAGGCGUCCGUGGCUCAUACUGCCAAGAAGCUGCCGUCAAGGCCUUCUCCCCCGUCUGCAAUGCCUUCCCCUGCAUCCACAUGGAGGACGCCUUCCAGGCUCUGGAGGAUCGCACUGCGGAUCGCGCAAUUGUCCCCGCCGAGAACUCCAUCGAUGGCACCAUCGACCGCAACUUCGAUCUCUUGCUCCGUCACGACAACGUCGAGAUAGCUGGAGAGCUAAUCCUCCCCGUGAACCACUGCCUACUAGCCGUCCCCGGUGCUUGCAGAUCCGAUCUCAAACGGAUUGUAAGCCACCCCCAGGCGCUGAGCCACUGUAAGACCAAACUCGAAUUAAUGGCUCUAGAUGUGGACGAGGUCCCGAACGCCGCCGAAGCAGCUAGGUUCGUAUCGGAGAAUGGGAUCUCCGAUACGGCCGUGAUCGGGAGCGUGAUAGCGGCGAAGGAAUUCGGUUUGCAAGCUAUCGAGCAGAAUUUUCAGGAUCAGAUCGGAAACUUUAAUCGGUUCUUGCAGUUGGGGUUGAGACCAGUGUUGCCUGGGAGAAGAGAUAAGUCUCCGUCUGGUACCUGGAAAACGACCGUCGCGUUUUCUUUGGAGAAGGGGGUUUCGGAUCUGUUUCGAGCGCUCUGGCAUUUCGAGAGCCGGAAUAUAGCGGUUACAAGAGUGGAGCAUCGGCCCAACCAAUUGAAUCCGGUGAGGGCGGUCAAGAAGGAGACGGGAACCAUCAGAUAUUUCGAAUACAUUUUUAUCUUGGACUUGGAAGGCAAAGUGUCGGAUCCGGGUUUGAAGGAGGCCUUGAUCCAGUUGGAUGAGAUAUCGGGAUUCUGCCGUGUUUUGGGGAGUUACAGCUGCACCUGA